Molecule: messenger RNA, 753 nt
Organism: Aspergillus novofumigatus IBT 16806
Lineage: Eukaryota; Fungi; Ascomycota; Eurotiomycetes; Eurotiales; Aspergillaceae
Product: alpha/beta hydrolase
Exons: 2
Coding region: 1-753 (250 amino acids)
Source: RefSeq, a predicted model, not a curated record
AUGUUGAAGCCAGCUAUUAUCAUUGUUCCCGGAGCCCUGCACAGGCCAGAACAUUACCAAGGCAUUGUCAGCCGACUCCACAAGCUUCAGUACGAGGCAGUGGCUGUAUCGAUGCCGUCCUUGAGUUCUAGUCCACCACAGCCGACUUGGACCGAGGAUGUUGAAGCAAUCCGCAAGGCGAUAUUUAAAUUUUCUGAAUCAGGCCAGGAUGUCGUCUUGGUUGGUCAUUCCUAUAGUGGAAUCCUGAUUUCAGAGGCCUCCAAAGGUCUCAGCAGGAAAGACCUCCCUCAUGGUGAGGGUGCCGUUGUAAGAUUGAUCUAUAUGUGUGCCAUAGCCGUGCCUGUUGGCGAAAGCCUUACAGGUCAGCUGGAACCAAGAACACCGCAAGAGGUGGAAGCAUUCCGUGAGGAGGGCUCGAUCAGUCUCCUCGACGCAGAUAAGGUCCGAGAUGUCUUGUACAACAAGUGCGAACCCAAGGUUGCCGAUUGGGCCAUCAGUCUCCUGGGCAAACAACCGGUAACCACCAUGAGUACGCCGGCAACUCAUGCCGCAUGGCUGGAGAUUCCAAGUACCUAUCUUAUUUGCGAAGACGAUCUGGCCGUACCGGAGUGUGUGCAGUUAAGGAUGGCUAAGCAGGGGAAUGGUGCGUUCGAUAUUGUCAGAUGCCAAGAGGGCCAUGCGCCAUGCCUCAGUAACCCUGAUCUGGUCGUCAGGAUGAUUAGAAACGCUGCAGGGGAAGCAAUCGAGAUCUAG